AUGCCGGCGAUACCGGCGUCCGCAACGCUGCUGCAUGCCCUCGUUGACCGCGACAUAAAAAACGCUACUGCCGACCCGUUGCAAGUUGUCUGCGCUUGGCCGGUGAGCGGUCAAUAUGGACCGGGAUCGAGGUAUUUAUACUAUGUUCUGGUUAUAGCGUGUGUGCUUGCCCGGAAAGUGGAAUGGCUCAAGAGAGCCUGCUUGGCCGCUGCGCUAAUCUUGCCGGCGGUUGCUGCUAUACACGGCAUCGUGCUGGCGAUCUUGCACACUGACGAUGCCGUCGAUAUGGAUCUCUUCGGCGCGUUCCAAUUGUGCUCAAUUGGCAUUCUGGCUGCCCCAGUUACAGUCAAGCUCUCCGACACAUAUUUUCUCGAUCGUGGCCGAAACAUUAUUUUCGCAUGGACUGGACUCAUAUUGGCCGGGCUUCUGAGUUUGACUGUCGAGUUCUACCGAACAAAUAGCGUCCCGUGUCCUGAGGGUCCUGCCGGCGAACCACUCGUCAAUAGCGAUCCGGGCGCUUUCCCAUAUGAUGAAACCUUCAAGUGUAAACUCCAAUGUGAUAUCGGACCCGGCAACCCUUGGUCUCCCAUGCGAGCUUGGGACGGCAGUACGAAUAACAUCUACGUUGUCCCAGCGCCUUAUGUUCUGACCUUUGGCACUGCUACGCUCCUUGCAGCUGCUUGCUGCCUGCCCGCCAUUCUGUCUCUUGUCACCAUGUGGAAUCGUAUCGCCGAAUUCAACUGGAGAAAACGCUUCUUUCCCACGCGAAACCCAGAAAAGCCUGAUGAUAUCAUCGAAGGAACCAAUGGCGCUACUCCUCUAAGUAUGAGUCACAUGAAUGAGGAUAUCAAGAAGUAUCUUAAAAUUGCCGUCGAACUUCCCGUCUUUGGUGGUGCUGUACUGGCAAUACUGGUGAUUGGUGAGAAGAACUUUUGGAGCAGACCCGUCAGUUAUAUGACUGAACCUAUAGCCAGUGUCGGUCAAUGGGGCUCAAUUGUCGGAACCGGGUUUGCUGUCCUCGGUUCAAUGUAUGUGAUUCUAGCUCGAAAAGAAGAGGAAGAAGACGACGCUGGGUCGCAAGUCCCUGACACGAAGGAACCGCAUGCAGAUCAUCAUGAAGGACUUUUCGCUCAGCAACACGCUCGACCUUUGCCAACGGUACAUCAAUCAAGGCAUCCAGAUUCUCCAAGUGAUGGCAGACACGAGUCCUCGCCUUCUCACGAAUUUGGAUUCAGCCUAGUGUCGACUAUUACUGGCCGCUCCCAUAGGACCUUUGGAACUGAUGCGGGAAAUAGACGCAAGUUCGCAGGAUACCUGAGUAAAGUGAGCGACUAUAUCGGCACGCCCUCACGCAAAAGAUAUGACGUUUCAGAGUUCCAGCAAGGCCCCGCGAUGAACUACCCGGAGAUACCGGGCGAAACCAACCGCAAUGAACAUCUAUCGCACCUCAGAGAACGAUGGCCAGCGGCUUCAAUCCGGGAGGUAUCAUCACGGAAUGGCAGUCCUGAUUCUCACGUUGACGGCGAAAACGAGAACGGACCGCAUGUGAAUCAGACGCCGGAAUCGCCACAAUCUCCUGCUUCAGAUCAGUGGCCGACAAUGCCCCCUCGUGCCGCUAGGGCAAGUACGCUGCCAACUACAGGCAAUCGGAGCUUGACAUUUGGGGAGCCAAUGUCUCCUGGAGAGAGUCGUGGACGUCCCAGGUCACGGCGUGAUACUCUAGAGGUUCCUUCAGCUAACCAUCUGAGUCAUGUUCGCACAAAUCUUUCAUUGCACUCAGUACCCACAAUCGCAUUACAAGCAAGCGAACAUUUACCCGCUAUUGUGGUCUCUGCAGAAUCCGAACCAACCUCUGCAGUGGAAGGCCCCAAUUCUCAUGUCCAAAAUUACCCACAUGGGCCAGCAUAG
Pestalotiopsis fici W106-1 is the source of this 1908-nucleotide messenger RNA. RefSeq lists its product as uncharacterized. The transcript has 4 exons. NCBI's taxonomy places the organism in Eukaryota, Fungi, Ascomycota, Sordariomycetes, Amphisphaeriales, Sporocadaceae. The coding region runs from base 1 to 1908 and encodes 635 amino acids. The record is from RefSeq and is a predicted model, not a curated record.